This is a messenger RNA of Budorcas taxicolor (takin), 1787 nucleotides long. It is a transcript of the gene CHDH, whose product is annotated as choline dehydrogenase. Gene Ontology annotation, molecular function: flavin adenine dinucleotide binding; choline dehydrogenase activity. Bases 1 to 1785 code for a protein of 594 amino acids. NCBI's taxonomy places the organism in Eukaryota, Metazoa, Chordata, Mammalia, Artiodactyla, Bovidae. The transcript is spliced from 7 exons. Gene Ontology annotation, cellular component: mitochondrial inner membrane. The record is from RefSeq and is a predicted model, not a curated record.
AUGUGGUGCGUCCUGCGAGGCUGGCGGGGAGGAUGCCUGGGCCCAUGGGGAGCCCUGGGGGCGCAGGGUCCCCGGGGCCUCCGCGCUCUGGCCAGCAAGCGCCCCCGGAGCCGCGGCGACUACAGCCACGUGGUGGUGGGUGCGGGCUCCGCCGGCUGCGUGCUGGCGGGCCGGCUCACGGAGGACCCCGAGCAGCGCGUGCUGCUGCUGGAGGCUGGGCCCAAGGACAUGUACGCGGGGAGCAAGCGGCUCCGCUGGAAGAUACACAUGCCCGCGGCCCUUGUGGCCAACCUGUGUGACGACACGUACAACUGGUGCUACCACACCGAGCCGCAGGCGGGCCUGGACGGCCGCGUGCUAUACUGGCCGCGGGGCCGCGUCUGGGGCGGCUCGUCGUCGCUCAAUGCCAUGGUCUACGUGCGCGGGCACGCGGAGGACUACGAGCGCUGGCAGCGCCAGGGCGCCGCGGGCUGGGACUACGCGCACUGCCUGCCCUACUUCCGCAGGGCGCAGGCGCACGAGCUGGGCGCCGGCAGGUACCGCGGGGGCGACGGGCCCCUGCGCGUGUCCCGGGGCAAGAGCGGCCAUCCGCUGCACCACGCGUUCCUGGAGGCGGCACAGCAGGCCGGCUACCCCCUCACCGAGGACAUGAACGGCUUCCAGCAAGAGGGCUUCGGCUGGAUGGACAUGACCAUCCACGAAGGCAAGCGCUGGAGCACGGCCUGCGCGUACCUGCACCCAGCACUGAGCCGCCCCAACCUCACAGCCGAGACCCAGACGUUUGUGAGCAGGGUUCUGUUUGAAGGCCCCCGUGCAGUGGGUGUGGAGUACAUCAAGAACGGCGAGAGCCACAGGGCUUAUGCCAGCAAGGAGGUGAUUCUGAGUGGAGGUGCCAUCAACUCUCCACAGCUGCUCAUGCUGUCGGGCGUGGGCAAUGCAGACGACCUCAGGAAACUGGGCAUCCCGGUGGUGUGCCACCUUCCUGGAGUUGGCCAGAACCUCCAAGACCACCUGGAGAUAUAUAUCCAGCAGGCAUGCACCCGCCCCAUCACCCUCCACUCUGCACAGAAGCCCCUGAGGAAGGCCUGGAUUGGCCUGGAGUGGCUCUGGAAGUUCACAGGGUAUGGCGCCACGGCCCAUCUGGAAACGGGGGGUUUCAUCCGGAGCCAGCCUGGAGUCCCCCAUCCGGACAUCCAGUUCCACUUCCUGCCGUCCCAGGUGAUCGACCAUGGGCGGGUCCCCCCGCAGCAGGAGGCUUACCAGGUGCAUGUGGGGACCAUGCGGGGCACAAGCGUGGGCUGGCUCAAACUGAGAAGUGCCAACCCCCACGACCACCCUGUGAUCCAGCCCAACUACCUGUCAACAGAAACUGACAUUAAAGACUUCCGCCUCUGUGUGAGGCUGACCCGGGAGAUUUUUGCACAGAAAGCCCUGGCACCAUUCCGGGGGAAGGAGCUCCAGCCGGGAAGCCACGUCCAGUCGGAUGCUGAGAUAGACGCCUUCGUGCGGGCGAAGGCAGACAGCGCCUACCACCCCUCGUGCACUUGCAAGAUGGGCCAGCCCUCCGACCCCACGGCAGUGGUGGACCCACAGACCAGGGUGCUCGGGGUGGAAAACCUCAGGGUGGUCGACGCCUCCAUCAUGCCCAGCGUGGUCAGUGGCAACCUGAACGCCCCCACCAUCAUGAUCGCAGAGAAGGCAGCCGAUAUCAUCCAGGGGCGGCCGGCACUCUGGGAUGAGGAUGUCCCGGUCUACAAGCCCGGGACCCUGGCCACCCAGCGCUGAGG